This is a messenger RNA of Eubalaena glacialis (North Atlantic right whale), 2884 nucleotides long. It is a transcript of the gene ARHGAP19, whose product is annotated as Rho GTPase activating protein 19. Gene Ontology annotation, biological process: signal transduction; regulation of small GTPase mediated signal transduction. Gene Ontology annotation, molecular function: GTPase activator activity. The transcript has 11 exons. NCBI's taxonomy places the organism in Eukaryota, Metazoa, Chordata, Mammalia, Artiodactyla, Balaenidae. Gene Ontology annotation, cellular component: cytoplasm. The record is from RefSeq and is a predicted model, not a curated record. Bases 242 to 1177 code for a protein of 311 amino acids.
GCCGGCGAAUCUGGUCGGAGAAAAAGGAGUAAUAUUUGGAUCCCCACUGACAGAGGAAGGCAUUGCCCAGAUAUACCAACUGAUUGAAUAUCUACACAAAAACUUGAGAGUAGAGGGUUUGUUUAGAGUACCAGGGAAUAGUGUCCGACAGCAGAUUUUAAGGGAUGCUCUCAAUAAUGGAACUGAUAUCGACUUGGAAUCAGGGGAGUUUCACUCAAAUGAUGUUGCUACCUUGCAGAAGAUGUUUCUAGGAGAAUUACCUGAGCCCCUGCUGACACAUAAACAUUUCCAUGCACACCUCAAAAUUGCUGAUUUGAUGCAGUUUGAUGAUAAAGGAAACAAGACCGAUGUACCAGAUAAAGAGCGGCAAAUUGAGGCUCUUCAGUUGCUCUUCCUCAUUCUCCCUCCACCCAAUCGUAACUUGCUGAAGUUAUUGCUUGAUCUCCUGUACCAGACAGCAAAGAAACAAGACAAGAAUAAGAUGUCUGCCUAUAACCUUGCCCUUAUGUUUGCGCCCCAUGUCUUGUGGCCAAAAAAUGUCACUGCAAAUGACCUUCAAGAGAAUAUCACAAAGUUAAACAAUGGGAUGACUUUUAUGAUUAAACACUCUCAGAAACUUUUUAAGGCUCCUGCUUAUAUUCGGGAAUGUGCCAGAUUGCACUAUUUGGGUUCCAGAACACAAGCAUCAAAGGAUGAUCUUGAUCUGAUAGCUUCGUGUCAUACCAGCUCCUUCCAAGUGACAAGAUCUCAGAAAUGGAACCGGCGAGAUUCCUGCCUUCAUCAGGAGGAGACCCAGCAGCGUACGGGAGAGGCACUAAGAGAAUUGUUCCAACAUGUUCACAAUAUGCCAGAGUCGGCAAAGAAGAAACACCUUAUCAGACAGUUUAAUAAGCAUUCUGAGACCCAAACACCAGGACGAGAACCUUCUACCCUCCGGGUGCAGAAGAGGGCCCGUUCACGGUCCUUCAGUGGCCUUAUUAAGCGGAAGGUCCUGGGAAAUCAGAUGAUGUCAGAAAAGAAAAACAAGUACCCUACUCCAGAAUCUGUAGCCACUGAUGAAUUGAAGAGAACCAGCAAAGAAAAUAUGAAUUUAUUAUUUUCUGGCUCUCCAUCUGUCAUGAUGACACCAACAAGACUGAAAUGGUCUGAGGGGAAGAAAGAGGGGAAAAAAGCCUAGGAUUCCUCUGAAGGAUCCAGAGGUUUCCUGUUGUCCACCCAGAAUUUUCUCUUUUGUGGGCCAGGUGCCAUUACCGCUCACAGAGAAGCUUGGACUUGCAGCUUGCUUGCUGCAUGUUGAAUUGUGAAAGCCAACUAAUCCUGUGACUUGACUGACGCCUCUAACCCCACUCAGUGGGUGACAUCUACGGACUCUGCCUGCUGAACCAGUGCUAGCGACUCUCUCUCUCUUUUAAAAAAAAUGUUAUGGGGAAACCACUAACCAGCCAAAUCAGCCUAGACAGCACAGUAGAUGAGUAGAACCAGGCAGACUCCUGUGCUCAUUCCACGUAUUUGUUUAGGCAGAUUCUAUUUUUAAAACAUUUGAAAUCUGUGCUCAACUGCCAGUGAUGUUUUUAAAAAGUGCUGUCAAUCCUGGUGGAUUGAUGUUAUUUUUAACUGAUAGCUUGGGCUUUUCUCUAUUUUGAUAGUUUUGGGGGAUAUUUUGGUUACUGUUUCUUCUUUAUUUGUUGUUUGUGUAUUUUAAAAGGUAAAAAAUCAAAGUGGGCUCUAAGCCAGAUGUCUUUCCUCUCUUUUUCACCUUAAGCUUUGGGAAAGCUCUUUAUCUUAUGAGGCUUUACUCCUCAAUACCUAUUUGUGUCCAAAGAAUUUAUAGCUUUCCUGGAAAUUUUUUAUUAUUUCUUGGGCCUGAGAUUGUAGGUAUUUGGCCUGCAGUAUCAAAAAAGGAGAAUUCAGAAUGAUACAAUAUUUAAACAAAUAAUAUUAAACUGUGGCCCUUCUUCCCUCCCUCCAUUCUCUCUCCUUUCCUCCCUUCCCCUUUCCUCAGUGAUGUCAAAAUGGUUGUGUGGUUGCUGAACUCCUUUCCUUCAUUCAGUUUCCUCUCGCCUAAAACACCUCUGGUGCCAGUGUGGUGCCAGUACUUCUGUGACAAAUCACUGGGACUCAAGGAGUGUCACCAACAGCUCACUUGAGGCUUGCUGAAACUCCUGUAUGUAGUGGAAGCUCUGGAGAGGGACUAGGAUGGGGCUGGCUUUAUGGCCAGGACAACUCUUGAUGGGUGGGAUUAUAUUGCAUCCUUCUAAGGGAUCAGGUGUGCAGGCUGGACCGUCUCCUGAGAGCCAGCUGGAGUCAGAGGGAGGAAGUGAGCAUCAGUCUCCAUGGGGCUGAGAGAUUUAAAGGAGAGAAUGCCCUUAUUUGGAAGCAGUUGUUUUUUAUCACCCAUGUUCAAGGGCGGCUGCUGGCCCACCCCUCUCCUUGUCACGAUGGGCAUGGGGAGCAGUUUGGAGAUGGGCUGGAGCUUUGACUGGGUUGGGAUGUUCACAUGUGUCUGAGGUGAGCAUUGGGAUGGCUCUGAUCUAGUGUGGGAACUCACUGCCCAGAGAGUAGCAGGGGCAGGUGAGAGUGUUAGUCUGUGCCUGCUCUGUUAGGUGUGUAACCUUUCUCACCCUGUGUGCCGGAACUGAGUCAGGCCUCAGCGGGGGCGGGGGGGGGCAGUUGCCCAGCAAACCAUGACUUGCUGACCUAUUUUUAAACAGUUGAAAUGCUGUGUUGUUGCUGAAACAAAAGAUGACUCUGGGGAGCACAGUUUGGUUUUGCAUCCGGAUGUCAGUCCUGGCUUCCAUAUUUUCUGUUUCUUCUGCUGCUAUAACAGCAGUAGUAGAGAAAAAUGUAAAAUUUGGCUGUCCAACUUGAUAGAUUGUGAACAAUA